AUGUCACCUUUUGAGGUGUUGUACGGGGGGAAGUGUCAAUCACCAAUUUGUUGGUUGGAGCUUAUUGAGAAGAAGCUGAUUAGCCCAGACCUAGUCCUUAAAGCAGAAGAAAAAGUUAUGGUCAUUGAGAACCACUUAAAGAUUUCCCAAGACCGUCAAAAAGCAUACGCUGAUAAAAGAAGGAAACAUGUAUCUUAUGAAGUUGGUGACAAGGUGUUUCUUAAGGUUUCAACCUGGAAGAAGAUAAUUCACUUUGGGUUAAAAAGGAAGCUCAAUCCAAGAUUCAUCAGACCUUAUGAAAUUCGGGAGCACAAAAGGCUAGUAAUAUAUCGAUUAGCUUUUUCACCAAAAAUGUCUAAGAUCCACAAUGUGUUCCAUGUGUCGAUGUUGCAAAGAUAUCGCCCUGAUCCAAACCAUGUGGUUCAAUUAGAGGCAUUGGAGGUGGAGCCAAAUUUGUCUUACGAAGAAGAGUUCGUCUGUAUCCUAGAUAGAAAAAUCAAAAUGCUUAGAAAUAAAGAAAUACCCUUGGUCAAGGUGUUGUGGAAGAACCAUAAAGUUGAAAAGGCUACAUGGGAAAGAGAAAACUCAAUGAAAGAACAGUAUCCUCAUCUCUUCGAAGGUACGAAAUUUUAA
Gossypium raimondii (Peruvian cotton) is the source of this 633-nucleotide messenger RNA. RefSeq lists its product as uncharacterized. The coding region runs from base 1 to 633 and encodes 210 amino acids. The transcript has a single exon. NCBI's taxonomy places the organism in Eukaryota, Viridiplantae, Streptophyta, Magnoliopsida, Malvales, Malvaceae. The record is from RefSeq and is a predicted model, not a curated record.